Glycine soja is the source of this 2479-nucleotide messenger RNA. RefSeq names its product trihelix transcription factor GTL1-like. Lineage: Eukaryota; Viridiplantae; Streptophyta; Magnoliopsida; Fabales; Fabaceae. The coding region runs from base 304 to 2175 and encodes 623 amino acids. The record is from RefSeq and is a predicted model, not a curated record. The transcript is spliced from 2 exons.
UUGAAUAGCAACGUGGUUGGAUUGACUUGUCUAAGGUCACACAAUAUUUAAUUGCGUAAAAUACUAUCGUUUAGGGGAGGUGGCCGGUGAGUUCACUUUCUCCUAAAAGGUGUCGGGGGCUAUCAGCUAUCUUUUCCUUUUCCUGCAAGGACAAUCUCCUUGAUAAACGCGAAGAAGAGAGAGAGAGAGAGAAAAGGAGUUAAGUUAAGCGUUUAUGAAUACUUGCUUAUAGCAUUGUGGUGAUUUAUUUUUCCGUCGGAGAAAGGAAGAGGUAGUAAAGCACUACUCCAACACAACACAAACAUGUUCGAUGGAGCACCGGACCAGUUCCACCAAUUCAUAGCACCAACAAGGACCACUCUUCCUCUCCACAUGUCUUUCCCUCUCCACCAUCAUGCCUCUUCAACCCCUCCUCCAAAUACCUUCCUACCCUUUGAUCCAUAUAACCCUUCUUCUCAUCAUCAUCACUUGCCAUCACUCCAAACAAAUCAUCUCUUGCACCCAUUGCACCCCCCUACUACUAUUAUUUCUCCCACUCCCACCCACAAACAUGAACAAGACAAGGUUGCUCCAAUCAACAACAACAACGACGUUGAGAUUCAAAGAGAUCAAAGGCAAUUACCAGAUCAGCUAACCGAUUCCUGGACCAACGAUGAAGUGCUUGCACUUUUUAGAAUCAGAUCUAGCAUGGAAAAUUGGUUCCCGGAGCUCACAUGGGACCAUGUCUCAAGAAAGCUAGCAGAGGUUGGGUUUAAGAAGAGUGCUGAGAAGUGCAAGGAGAAGUUCGAAGAUGAGAGUAGAUAUUUCGACAACAUUAAUAAUAACUACGGAAAGAACAAUUUCCGGUUCCUUAUUAGCGAGCUGGAGGAGCUUUGUCAAAACCCUGAUCCUGGUGGUGGUGGUGAUAAUCAUAAUGGGGUUGAAAAGACUCACCACCUGGGAGGAGACAACAUGGGCCACCACGCAUUGGAAGAAAAUAAAAGAGACAUUGAAAUAACUACAGCGACCAAACAAUGUGAUGACAUUGUGGUGGAGAAGUCAAAUAUUUCAAAGGUGCGCAAGAGGAAGAGGCGUGAUAGGUUCGAAAUGUUCAAGGGUUUUUGCGAGAGUGUCGUCAACAAGAUGAUGGCUCAGCAAGAAGAGAUUCACAACAGGCUCCUCGAGGACAUGCUCAAAAGGGACCAAGAGAAGUUCGCCAGAGAGGAGGCGUGGAAGAAGCAAGAGUUGGAUAGGAUGAACAAGGAGCUUGAGAUUAUGGCACAAGAGCAAGCCAUUGCCGGGGGUAGACAUGCCACCAUAAUUGAAUUCUUAAAGAAAUGCGCAACAACAACAACUUCAUUAUCAUCCCCUCCAAGCCAAAAUGCCAAGUACUACAAAACAAAUGGUUCAAAUCUUCCAAAUUGUGCAUUGCACCCGCAAAACCCUAAUGAUCCUUCCAAUGAAGACAACAAUCUUGAGCCAACACCUUCUCCUAAAAUGAUUCAAAAUCAUGAUCAAGCUACGUUAUUGGGAGCAGAAAACCCUAGCGCAAGUGACACAUUACUACAAGUUCCUUCUUCCUCCAACUCUUCCCCAACACCCGGCCACAACCCUAGUUCUUCACUCAAUAGCCACAAUAACAUUAUCCCAUUAGACUCAAAUUCAGUUUCAACAUAUAAGCCCACCUCAACAACCCCUAUGGCCAGUACCAGUGAGAAUUCGAAAGAUGAUAUUGGGAGAAGAUGGCCAAGAGAUGAAGUGUUAGCACUGAUAAACCUGAGGUGCACAAGUCUAAGCAGCAGCAACAACAACAACAACAACAAUGAAGAGAAAGAAGGAAACAAUAAGGGUCCUCUGUGGGAGAGAAUCUCGCAAGGGAUGUCAGAGCUGGGAUACAAGAGAAGUGCAAAGAGGUGCAAAGAGAAAUGGGAGAACAUAAACAAGUACUUCAGAAAAACCAAGGAUAAUGUUAAUAAGAAAAGGUCCCUUAACUCUAGGACAUGUCCUUAUUUCCAUCAACUGAGUUGCUUGUAUGGUCAGGGAAAAAUCGUGCCACAGUCUGAUGAAAGGGAAGGGAAAAACUACUUGAAUCCAACCGCGAAUUCCGGUGAUCAAGUGCCACCGGAUCAUGAUCAAGUCCAAGCUGAUGAGUCUUCUCAAGUGGGGUCUGCUGCUUUGGUUCAGUAUGCAUGUUGAUCAUUCGUGCAGGUGAGAAAGCUCUGAAAUUAAGUAAUACCCUUCUUUGGAUUGCCAUUAGUUAGUUUCAAAUUCAUUAAUUUUGUCCAUUUUAUAUGGCGUAAUAAGUUCCACUAUUUUCCGUUUUCUUUUGGUUUUGGUGGUGGUGGGAGGAGGACUUUUCUUUUAUAUAUAUAUAGCAUAAAGUAAUAAUUGAAUAUGUAUAUUUGAUUUUUGUGACCACCGAACAGCUUGAGGAAUUAGAACAAUGUUUCUGUUUUGUGGAUGAUUUUAUAAUGCCAAUGCAAUUUACAUAUUUAUUUUC